Molecule: messenger RNA, 1500 nt
Organism: Colletotrichum graminicola M1.001
Lineage: Eukaryota; Fungi; Ascomycota; Sordariomycetes; Glomerellales; Glomerellaceae
Product: endonuclease/Exonuclease/phosphatase
Exons: 1
Coding region: 1-1500 (499 amino acids)
Cellular component (GO): cytoplasm
Molecular function (GO): sphingomyelin phosphodiesterase activity
Source: RefSeq, a predicted model, not a curated record
AUGGAGAAUCCCCCCCUCCCAGCCGAUCUCCACCUCCUGACCCUCAACUGCUGGGGUCUCAAGUACAUCUCCAAGCUCCGCCCCGAGCGCCUCGCGGAGAUCGGCCGCCGCAUCGCCUCCAGCCCGGACCCGCCCCAUGUCGUCGCCCUCCAGGAGUGCUGGGUGACGGCCGACUACGAGGCCAUCCGCGCCGAGACCCGCCGCGUUCUCCCGUAUGGCAAGUUCUACUACUCGGGCCCUUUUGGCGGCGGCCUCGCCAUCCUCUCCCGCUGGCCCCUCGAGGAGAGCUCCAUGAUCCGGUACCCCCUCAACGGGCGGCCCACGGCCUUCUGGCGCGGCGACUGGUACGUCGGCAAGGGCGUCGCGUGCGCGCGCAUCCGCGUCCGCCUCGCCGACCCGUCCUCCCCCCGCCCGGGGGCCGCCACUGAGCACACCCUCAGCGUCUUCAACACCCACACCCACGCUCCCUACACCGAGAACCGGCCCGGCGACACCUACCUCGCCCACCGCCUCGCCCAGUCCUGGGAGAUGGCCAAGCUCCUCCGGGGAGCCGCCGAGCGCGGCCACCUCGCCCUCGCCAUGGGCGACUUCAACAUGCGGCCCCUGAGCCUCCCGUACCGCAUCGUCACUGCCCACGCCCCCGUCCGCGAUGCCUGGCGCGCGCUGCACCCGGACUCGUCCCUCGGCGCCGUCGACGACCCCUUGGAGACGGCCCGCGGCCGGCCCGUCCCGACGGCGGACUUCAACCUUGAGGAAAACGGCGCCACGUCGGACCACGCGUACAACACCUGGCGCUGGCCCAAGGAGCAGCAGAAGAAUCUGGGAAAGGGGAGAGAGAAGGUUGCCGUGUCGCCGGACGCGCCGGACAGGAAGGGGAAGCGUCUGGAUUACAUCUUCUUCAGCAGCGCCCCGUCCCGAGACGGCGAGGGCGGGGAAUGGGUCGUGCGCAGUGCGCGAGUGGGUAUGGUCGAUCCGCACUCUACGUUAGGCUGCUCCCUGAGUGACCAUUAUUCCGUGGAGGCGACACUGUCGUAUCGUCACUCCCGUCGUGCGCCCGGCGAUGACACCGCCCCCGAGAAGACGCCCCGCCUCCAAGAUGCAUUAGGCAGCUCUCAGCGGGGGUCCCUCUUGUCCGUCAACUCGGCCGAAAGCGCAUUCCUCCCCAUACCAGUAUACGACGAUAUUCUCUCCGAGAUACGACGCUAUGCCCGUCGGGAAGAGAGUCAGCGGAGCUGGCGCGCAAUGCACUUCUUCGCCUGGCUCGCCGUGUCAAUAGCAUGUCUCAUCGCCGUCUGGUUCAGCCCACACAACGCUGUUGCCUUCAUCCUCAUGCUUCUGAGCAGUCUCGGUUUGGUCGCCGGAGCCGUGGACGGCCUCAUGUCACUCCUCUUCUUCAACUCGGAGCUCAGGGCCUUGAAGGAGUUUGAGUGGGAAGUCGCCAAUGCCAGAGACAUAGCGAGCCGUGCUUCUGGGGAGGUGGAGAGGGGGAAAUCCUCUUGA